UCUGUUCGGGCGUUCCUGGGUAUGGCCAGUCCCGCGGGGGUCGGGGCUGCGGUCGCGGGCGCAGCCGUUGUCACGCUUCUUUCCGCCGCGCUAGCGCUCUACGGGCCGCCGCUGGAAGCAGUUUUAAAAAGAGCAUUUUUGCUGCAUAAAGCACAUUCGAUAAAGGAUAUGGAAAAUACUUUUCAGUUGGUUAGAAAUAUUAUACCUCCUCUAACUGCAAAGAAGCACAAAGGACAAGAUGGAAGAAUAGGCAUAGUUGGAGGCUGCCAAGAGUACACUGGAGCCCCUUAUUUUGCAGCAAUUUCAGCUCUCAAAGUGGGUGCAGAUUUAUCCCAUGUGUUCUGUACCCGGGAGGCCGCACCUGUGAUCAAGUCCUACAGCCCGGAGCUGAUUGUUCACCCAGUUCUCGACAGCCCUGAUGCCGUUGGUGAAGUGGGAAAGUGGUUGCCCCGACUGCAUGCCCUUGUCGUAGGCCCUGGCUUAGGCAGAGAGGACGCUCUUCUUGAAAACGUCAAGGGCAUUUUAGAAGCUUCAAAGGCCAGAGCCAUCCCCAUCGUCAUUGAUGCAGAUGGGCUGUGGCUGAUCGCUCAGCAGCCGACCCUCAUCCAAGGCUACCAGAAAGCCGUUCUCACACCCAACCAAAUGGAGUUCAUCAGACUCUGUGAAGCUGUGCUGAGGGACCCUGUGGAUGGCAGUGAUCGCCGUGGAGCUGUGCUGAGACUCAGCCAGGCCCUGGGGAAUGUGACUGUGGUCCAGAAAGGGGAGCAGGACGUGAUCUCUGAUGGCAAACAGGUGCUCGAGUGCAGCUUGCAGGGCAGUAACCGCCGGUGUGGCGGGCAAGGAGACCUCCUGUCUGGCGCCCUGGGCGUUCUGGUGCACUGGGCUCUCCACGCCGGACCCGAGAAGACAAAUGGUUUCAGCCCUCUCCUCGUGGCUGCCUUUGGUGCGUGUUCCCUCACGAGACAGUGCAACUACCAAGCCUUCCAGAAGCACGGCCGCUCCACCACCACCACCACCAUGAUUGCAGAGAUUGGACCUGCAUUCAGCAAACUCUUUGAAACUUGAGCCGCUGCAAACAGGAAGAAAGUGGGCACCGCGAUGGAAGAAAAUGUAUUCUUUGUGGGAAGACCCACGUCCAAUGUGUCUGAACCCCUGGGUACCGGAGCAGCAUGACUGUUUGGGAGUCUAGGGUACAUGGGUUGAUGUAGAGAAUUAAAAAAUUUGUAAUGCAGCACUUUUUGGCUAAAUACGCAUUUUUGAAAUGUUAUAAUGACACUAAACAAAGUACUCCUGAACUGUUCUUAACUUCUGAACAAUAAUGAAAAAAAUGGAGAAUCGUUUGAGAAUGAGGAAACCUUUAACCAGCUCUACCAAAUUUGUGGGCUUGUUCCAAGAUUGCAGAAUUGUUGUAGUUUCUCUGAGCUUGCUUAUUCUCAUGCCCUCUCCCAAGGCACUUCAUGUUUCUUUUACUUAUGCAGGAAGUUCCUCUUAUUAGACAGUUCUUUCAAAGGGAUCCAGUUGGUCAUGUCCGAACAUCUUUUGAGAAUAAUGAGUUUUGCUUCUUUUUUAAGAAUUGAGAUACACCAAAAAAUAUGGCAUUUGUUCUUUAGCUCACUUUUCUUGUUUAAACAGUGAUUAUGUUGGAAAGGUCUAGGCAGAAAUACUAAGCAUUGGUUAUUUUGGUUAUUUGGUUAUAAAGUAUUUAGAAUAAUCAGUGAUCAGUUUGACCUUGGAAAUCUUUUUGGAAGCACCAUGGGAAGAUCUGAGGAGGAAACUUGAUGGACCACUGAUACCUGAGUGCACACAGGUCGGGGCUCUGAAGUACUGUGUGUCUUAUACUUUCAUGUGCCCAUGCCUGUGCACACAAGUGCAUGAGGCGGCUGAUGAGGCCCGGCAGAGGGUGCCUGAGCGGGAGGGAUGCCCACUGGUGUGCUGUGUUGGAAGGAAGCCUGCAGGAUGCUGGCUGUGGUGGUGGGCGGUGCUGGGAGGGCCCUGGGGGAACUGAACAGAGCAGAACAGUUGUCCUUGUUUGAAAAUGGGUGGGUGUGUACUUAGGAAGAUUUAGAUUCCAUUAAAGAAGUUGAUACUUCUGAAGUAGUUGUAAAUGAGAUGUUUUAUUACCUUGUUAGCCUCUGGUUCACUUUUAUUUGGUCAUAUGGGUUUUUUUUUUUUCAGUAGCCCGAGAGUGACUUGUUUUCUGUCAUUUCUCCAUGGGGUGUGAUUGCUAAUACAUGCAUUCUAGUGUACAGUUCCUCCAGAAGUCUGUCUGCCCUUGAUGCCCAUGCUCGGACACAGCUCUGUGGCUCAGACACGUCACCCCAUGGGUCCCGCUUCAUUUAAACCAGUCAUGAACUUUUAAGAUUUCUUAAAAGAUACACACCACUAUUGCUUCACAGCAAACUCAGGAAGUUUUGCUGUCUACAUGUGAACUUCUCCAGAAAAACUCAUGACAUUUUUCCUUUGGGGAAUUAUGUCUAAAUCCUGGUGACAUAAAAGGCAGACCUGGUUCAUUUCAAUGUAGAGCUUUACAUUUUUUCCUUAAAUAGCCAAAGCCCAUCUUUCCAAUUCUCUAAGUUGAGGAUAUUGUCAGGUACUAGGAAGAUAAAAAUGUAUAAGCUUAUCUAAUGUGUUUUUUUUUUUUUACCAGUGUUUACCAAUAUUAUUAAAGUGAAGUCAUUUGAAGAAUAAGCCUGGAAUGUUUCCAUUUCUUUCCCUUACAUAGAAAAUUCAACAGCCACGGGAACUAUUCUUGUGCAUUUGUUACUUAAGUAGCCAGGGACCAAUACUGUUUUAAAUGAAGUUUUGUAAUUGUUUCCUUGUAUUUUUUAGUAAACCCAAGAGUACCCACUAGUUUAGCUAAGCGCACUGUCUUACUGGGACCAGGAGAGCUGGGUCCCUGAGACCAGGAUGGCAGCAGGAAGUACUGGGUGGGCCAGUUAGGCAUCACGGGACAGGCUGCUUGCCCUGUCCUGAAUCGACCCUAUUUGUAUAUUGCCUUGUAAAGGACCUGCCUGCCAUAUGGGGUCUUCAGUCCACCAUGUGCUAAUUGGGUCACUUUUAACAAGUCAGCUUCCAAACGAGUGUCCUUAUCAGUAGACUAGGAACACCAACGGCUUCGAGGGUCAUGAAGGUCAAUGACAAAGUGAAUUUAGCUGCCAAGCCACACCAAGCUAUCUACAACUGUGCCCAGAAUGAGCUUACCUUCUGCCUGAGGCUGUACCUGGCCAGGACUUGAAAGCUGGGGGAGUCUGCAAGAGGGUCACCCUCUAUCCUAGUUCACGGAACAGCUAUAGCUCCCCACCUGCGGCAGAAAGGUGAGGGGACCAAGUUGGCUCAGUCCAAGGUUGUCCGCCAUGCAUCCUCCUGUGCACUUGGCCUCCUGUCAUACCCCCAUGUCUUGCUUGCACCCCUGCCAUUUCAACUCCUCCAGAAUGACCAUUCCUUAGUUCAUCACUGCCCGGCACUUGAGGUCCAGGCAGCACAGCCAGAUACCCCCAAGGUCUCCAUGGAAUAAGGGAGCUUAUUCCAUGUCCUGGAAUAAUUCCAUGUGCUGGAAGCUGCUGCCCUGCUGUCCCCAUUCACAGGUCCCGUGUGAUGUCUUCUGGGACUCCCAUUUACGACUUACAUCCUGGGUGCUGGGCUCAUGGACACCGGUUGGCUGGGUUAUAUCACAGAUGCUAUUGGCUGAUUAAACUGCACUUGAGUCUGUAGCUGUUGGUACCAUGAAGAAAUCUAUUUUUUAGCCCUGUCUGGUGUGGCUUAGUGGAUUGAGCGCUGGGUUACAGGCCAGGUCUCCAGCAGGAGGCUUGUGAGAGGCAACUGAUUGAUAUAUCUCUUGCACAUUGAUGUUUCUCUCCCCUCUUUCUUCCUCCCUUCCCUCCUCUCUCAAAAUAAAUAAAGGGUUUUUUGAAAUCCAUUUUUUAGCCAUAGUAACACCAAUGGAAUGGUAUCAGUUUGAUUUAUU
This is a messenger RNA of Artibeus jamaicensis (Jamaican fruit-eating bat), 3964 nucleotides long. RefSeq names its product NAD(P)HX dehydratase (gene NAXD). Bases 22 to 1065 code for a protein of 347 amino acids. The record is from RefSeq and is a predicted model, not a curated record. Gene Ontology annotation, biological process: metabolite repair. Lineage: Eukaryota; Metazoa; Chordata; Mammalia; Chiroptera; Phyllostomidae. Gene Ontology annotation, molecular function: ATP-dependent NAD(P)H-hydrate dehydratase activity. The transcript has 10 exons.